AUGUUCGCCCCGCAGGGGAACAAUGGUUCGGAAAUUGGAGAGGAAUUGCAAAACCUCGGAGAGACUACCCCGCAAGAGAGCUCGGAGGGAGUUAUCAUGCAGACGGGUGUAGCAAGGGUGGAGGCUGUUGCUCGCACAUGGACGAGACGUUCUCUUUGGUUUGCAUAUGCUGGAAUAUUUCUUAUGGCGAUUUGUACAUCGUUGGAUAUUCAGGUUACUAGUCUACUCGCAUACAAUGCUACUUCAUCAUUUGCGUCACAUUCACUAUUGUCUACUGUUGGUGUCAUUGGAAAUGUUCUCAAUGCUGUUAUUCAGCCACCAAUGGCCAAAGUCGCGGAUGUCUUUGGCCGUAAAGAAGCCUUUGGAAUCUCAAUGCUCUUGUAUGUCUUGGGAUAUAUCCAACAAGCCGCCUCUAAAAACAUCGAGGCAUAUGCCAGCGCUCAGAUUUUUUAUGCUGCUGGUUCAACGGGACUGAGAAUUUUGCAGCAAAUAUUUAUUGCAGAUACUUCGGAUCUGUUGAAUCGUGCAUUAAUCUCGUCAUUGCCGGAUACGCCAUUCUUGGUUACUGUAUGGAUUGGACCAGAGAUUGCUGGGAAACUGGGAACUCCCCUUUGGAGGUGGGGAUAUGGUAUGUGGGCUAUAAUUACACCUAUUCUUUCGUUGCCGCUUUUCAUAGCUUUGUGGGUAAAUCAGCGGAAAGCUGCAAAGGCUGGAUUAAUCCCACAAUAUCCCUGGAAGCAAAAAGGGGCUCUUAACUAUAUCAAAAGUCUAUGGACAGAACUAGAUAUACUCGGAGUAUUGUUGCUAGUAGUAGGAUUCAGUUUAUUAUUGGUGCCGUUCACCCUUGCGGCCUCGGCGACCGGGAGAUGGAAAAAUGGAAGUAUUGUUGCUGCUAUUGCUGUCGGUGGUGUUUGCUUGAUCUUGUUCCCAAUCUGGGAGAUGUGGAAGAAGAUGGCCCCAACACCACUUUUAACUUUAAGGUUAUUGAAGAAUAAAACAGUGCUCUCGGGCUGUGCUCUAGGGUUUUUCUAUUUUAUGGCCUAUUAUCUAUCGCUUCAGCCGUACUUUUAUUCGUAUCUUCAGGUGGCUAGAAACACAGGAAGCGUUGCCGCUGGUCGUAUAACUCUUACCUUCUCCUUCGCAUCAACUGCCUCAUCAAUCGUUGUAUCUCUUUUUAUAAAGUACACCCGUCACUACAAGUACUUUAUGAUCGCAGGUAUCUGCAUUUAUGUGCUCGGAAUUGGUCUCAUGCUACGCUACCGCAAUGCCGACGCAAACACGGCACAGAUUGUCAUGACUCAAGUCGUCGUUGGCAUUGGCGGUGGUAUGCUGAACGUUCCUGCGCAACUUGGAGUUCAAGCCUCAUCCCUCCAUCAAGAAGUUGGCGCAGCUACUGCAAUAUUUCUGACAAUCGUGUCAUUGGGUGGUGCUGUUGGUAGUGCAGUCAGUGGCGCGAUCUGGACUUACAACAUACAAAAGAAACUUAGCCUAUACCUUCCGGAGAGUGCGAAGGGGGAUGUAAAGAGCAUAUUUUCCUCAGCAGUCGUGGCACAAACAUAUGCGAUGGGCACUCCUGAGAGAGUUGCAAUAGUCAGGGCGUAUGAUGAGACUAUGAGGAUUCUUUUGAUUAUUGCGGUCUGCGUCUGUAUCCCUAUGUUGCCGUUGGGGAUAUUGAUGGAGAACCAUAAACUCGAUCAAAUUGACCAAGGUGUUUCUGGGGUUGUUAUUGGAUCAUCCUCGAAAACAACAGCCGCUAAAGCCAGUCUCAGAGAGGGGGAGGAGGUCGGUAAAGAGGAGAUCAAUGGAGGAAGCAAGGUUUAG
Molecule: messenger RNA, 1821 nt
Organism: Morchella importuna
Lineage: Eukaryota; Fungi; Ascomycota; Pezizomycetes; Pezizales; Morchellaceae
Exons: 7
Coding region: 1-1821 (606 amino acids)
Biological process (GO): siderophore transmembrane transport
Cellular component (GO): membrane
Molecular function (GO): siderophore-iron transmembrane transporter activity
Source: RefSeq, a predicted model, not a curated record